UCCCCAUCGCAUCGAUUAGCAAGAUUCGCUUUUUCGCCGCGCCGCUUCGCCGCAAUCCGUACAUAACGACUCCCGUCGCUUUGCUUCCGUGUCACCCCGCGCACGUCGCGUCGCGCGAUUCCGUUGAUUUCAGUCGCCAAUGGCCGGGUCGUCAGGUCCCCCGGCCCCGGAGCCGUUUCCUGUCUUCCACGAUGACUUCUUCCAGCAGCCGACUCCCAUGAUCAGCCACGCACCGAUGCCGCCAGCACCGAAGCUCGCACGGCAGCCCCUCCAGAGCGCAGAUUCCAACGUCGUCCUCAGCCCGCCGGCGGUAGCCGGCGCGAAGCAGUCGCGCUCCCCCCUCAAGUCGAAGGCACGACCGCCUAACUCGUCCGUUGCUGCUCCCAGCGCGUCGCGGGGCAACAUGCUCAACAUGGUGCACAUGAUGCCCCCUACAGCCGUGCCGCCGUCGACAGACUCGCUCGAAAAGAAGCAGCCCGUUAUGUCCCGCUUCAAACCGGUCGCGAAAAAGCCUCAACCGGAGCUGGAUCUGCAAUUGAUGGGCAAGGAGAACUCCCAUCCGCCGAUAUACCCCGCGCCGACACAUUCGCAGUUCAACCUAGACCUCGAGACGUAUUAUCAGAAGCCUUCCGGAAAGCGCGGCCUGAUGGAAGCAGCCCCUAUCAAGGAGCUUAGACCGGCAAAGAAGCAGAAGACAGAGGAGACGCUGCCCCCUCCUGACUCGUUUCCCCCAAUCAUCGACGACGGGUCGAAGCCGAACCACAGCUAUGCGACUUUGAUCGCCAUGGCGAUUGUCCGGUCCCCGCAACGGCGACUGACCCUCUCCCAGAUCUACAAGUGGAUCACCGACACGUACGAGUACUACCGAGUAAAGGCGGACACGGGAUGGCAGAACAGCAUACGUCACAACCUCAGCCUGAACAAGUAUUUCGUCAAGCAGGAGCGCCCCAAGGACGAUCCUGGCAAGGGCAACUACUGGAUCAUUGAGCCGGGCGCGGAGCAGUCGGUGCUCAAGGAGAAACCGUCGAGGAAGGCCGAGGUGUCGACGGCCGAAAACAUGCCCGUCAUGUCCACACGACUCGAACCGUCGCAGCCGCAGCCGCAUUCGCAGCCGAAAUCGCAGCCGCUACGCACGUCUGAGCCGAUGCUGCCUCCUCAUCCACCCGUACCUCAGAGCAUUCUCCCCGCGCUGCCCCCGCAGCCGGCCCAACAGCUAGCUCCUGCGCCGCCGCUGCCCGAGAUCUCGUCCGACGCGACGAUUCCCGCGUCCGAUGCGGCCACGAUUGAUGAGGCGGUCGACAGGGCGCCCGAGAAAGAAUUGCUUCUCGAACCCGAGCUGUACUCGCCUCUCCCCGCGGCCAUGCAUUCGUCGCCUCCAAUCCCCAGGCGCAUGGAGGCGCGCCACAAUGGCACUCCCCCCUCUCACCAGCGCUUACAGCCGUCGUCGGGCACCAAGUCCCGCCACAGGCGCAGGUUCAUGUCGAUGGAUGACAGCGGCUACAUUUCGUCUCUCGAAUCCUCUGCCAUGCGUCCCCACCAGCAUGCCAAGCUCCUCACCUCCGAGGCCGACCGACCGCGCAUUAAGAGGGGCCGUGCCGAGGAAGAAAUCGCUCGUCUCCGCGCGUCUUCAUACGAUAGCCCUUCCAAGGGGCGUUCGUACGGCUACCCUCCACCUUCGUCGUCACCCAUCCGCCAGAUGACAGGCAAUGGAGCCGGACAGAUGCUUCCGCCCCUAACUCCUGCGAUGAAAUUGAAGGCGCCGCCGAAGCCACCGCCGUCUGUCUCGCCCGGCACGAAUCUGCGGCUGCACCGGGAGAACAUCCAGUCCCUGGUUGAUUCUCCCGUCCGGCGCCUGUCCGAAUUGCUACCUGCAACUGACUGCGCUGUCCAGCAAACGCCUGGCUUUGACGCCGACCACGUGUGGUACGACAUCCAGCAAGCGAGCCAGAACAACGCAAGCUUUGAUAUCUUCGAGGACGCCCCCGACUUCCAGUCCAUCUUUGCAUCGACCCCCACAGCUCCGUCCAUGGGCUCGCCAGUCAAGCGAUCGUCGAGGAAACAACGUCUGGAACGGUCGCAGUCCACCAGUGCGCUAAACAAGAUCACGAACUCGGCUCACAGCACUUCCAAGUCCGCAUCGUCCCUCAAGGUCCCCAACCAGGCGCCUAGCCUGCUCCUGGACACACCAAGCAAGGUCCUCGAUGGACUGCCGUCGUCGCCCAGCAAGAUCUUCCUCGAUCUGCAGUCGCCGACCAAGAUGCCUCUGACCAACGACGAGAACCUGAAUGCUUUCCCUGGCGUGGGUCUGGACGUUCUGGAUACGCCCGACUUCCUCGACGAGAACGACUUCUCUGGCUUCGAUAUGCUGGCCGGCUUCGAAAAGAUAGGCUCGAACAACGCGCAGACGUCGCGGAGGGCCGCGAAGGCGUCACCGCAAGAGACUCCUAACCGCCCUUAUUCGACUGCUUUCUAAGUCGGACUUUCUGCCCUCAACCAACCCCUCGGCUCGGCGCCCUGGUCUUUCCGGCAUAUGUCCCGCCCUGCAUUAUCGUCCCGAUUCGUUUGUAUUCGAAUGAUGCUCACGACCUCUUACGAUUGACGAAGAUCGACCGUACUUUGGUACCAUCCGCCGGGCCGGCUCUCUCUCUCU
Thermothielavioides terrestris NRRL 8126 is the source of this 2650-nucleotide messenger RNA. RefSeq lists its product as uncharacterized. Bases 140 to 2473 code for a protein of 777 amino acids. Gene Ontology annotation, molecular function: RNA polymerase II cis-regulatory region sequence-specific DNA binding; DNA-binding transcription factor activity, RNA polymerase II-specific. NCBI's taxonomy places the organism in Eukaryota, Fungi, Ascomycota, Sordariomycetes, Sordariales, Chaetomiaceae. The transcript has 2 exons. The record is from RefSeq and is a predicted model, not a curated record. Gene Ontology annotation, biological process: regulation of transcription by RNA polymerase II. Gene Ontology annotation, cellular component: nucleus.